CCCGCCCGGCCCCACACGCGGCGGGGCCGGGCGCCCCGAGCUCGGGAAAAAGCGGCGGCUUUGGGGACGGCAGCGCUGGGAACCCAUAGGGAGUGUGUGGAAAAGCAGCGACUUCGUGAAAAGGCUCACUGACUGCCCGCCGCGGGGCCGUGAAAAACUGCCGGUUUCCGGCAGCUUCCUGAGAAAGCGCCUGAGGCGGCAGAGGAGACCCGGCAGGGUUUGGGACAGCGUUAAAAGAAACCCGGCAGGAUUUGGGAGAACUGCGAAAGAAACAGGGCAGGAGUUGGGACAGCGGCGAAGGAAACCCGGCGGGUGUCUGAGGAGUUGUGGAUUUGCAAAGAAAAACAGCCCAAGUUUCAAAAAGAGGGGGUUUCCAGGGAAAAAUAAAGUCAAAUUCCGAACCGCGUCGGCGAGGAGCGUUAUCCCAGCGGUUCCAUGGCUGCGCGGCGCUGGAGGGGUCUCCCCUUCGGGAAUCUCUCCGACUGCCCCAACGGCUCCCGCUGGAUCAUGGAUGUGUUCAACGAGUGUGCCCAGGACGGCUGGGAUGUCGCCAGCGUCGUCCUGGGGCUGGGCUCCAUCGGCUGCUUCAUCGCUGCAGCCUUCCCGCAGUUUUACCAGGCCUGCAGAACGGGCAUCAUGGACCAGGCUCUCUCCAUCUAUUUCCUGCUGGGGUGGCUGGGCGGAGACCUCCUCAACCUCAUCGGUUCCUUCCUGGCUGAUCAGCUGCCCCUGCAGGUGUACACAGCCAUUUACUACGUGCUGGCAGACCUGGGGAUGCUCUCCCUCUACUGCUACUACCGGGUGAAGAGCGGGGGCAGAGCGUUCCCCGCUCCCAUCAACGCAGCCUUUGUGUUCCUCUCCGUGGGGUCCCUGUCCAGCCUCUCCCUCCUGGGCAGUGCCAGCACCGAGGAUCCAGGAACCUUCAAAGGAAGGUCUCUGCUGUCAGCUCCUGGGGAUGAGCGUGGAUCAAAGCCUUUCUCCAGGACUGAAAUCAUUGGAUUUACCAUCGGCUCCAUCUCCUCCGUGCUCUACCUGUGCUCCCGAGUGCCCCAGAUCUGCACCAACUACAAGAGGAAAUCCACCAGCGGGGUCUCCUACUUCCUCUUUGCCCUGGUGAUGCUGGGGAAUUCCCUGUACGGCCUCAGUGUCCUCCUGAAGAACCCGGAGCCGGGCCAGGGCCGGGGUGACUACGUCCUGCACCACCUGCCCUGGCUCGUGGGCAGCCUGGGCGUCCUGGCCCUCGACGUGGUUAUCUCCUUCCAGUUCCUGGAGUAUCGGAAAGGACGGCCCGGAACCCUCGAGGAGAGGGAUGCGCUCCUCAGGGAGCAGGAUGAGAGCCCGGAGAGCUGACAGAGGGCCCUGCCCCGCAGGGAUUGCAGGAGGGGAAUGCACGUGAGGAAGGUGGCCUUAGGGCCGGGCAAACCGGCCCCUCCAUCCUGGUGGCUCCUGGGAGGAGAGGCCCCGAGCCCGUGGGUGACGCGUUGUGCUGCCAAGGCGGUGGCACAGGAUGCUGCUGGGACACCUCGUGCCUCUUUGAUACCAAAGAUGCUUUCAGGAUAAAAGGGAAUUUUUGGAUACCUCAGUUGCUCUUCGCUGCUCUGGUGCCCCACAGCUGAGCCCAGUCACUGCUGCGACUCCUUAGGGUGACCUGGAGCUUCCUUGGUGCUGAAAAAUGUGGGAAGAGCCUGAGUGGGGAGGGGACAGGGAUGAUGGACCUGCCACAGACAUGAGCACCACUGUGGCCUCACAACUCCCCACUCAGCUCCUUCCACCCAGGGCUGGAUCCAGUGGGGAAGGAGCAGCAGAGCCAAAGUGUUCAGUCCACACCUAUUUUAAUUAGUGUGGCUCACCCGUCUAUAAAACACGUCCUUCCCCACCUGCCUGCCUGGGUUUCAUUUUGCUGCUUUACCUGGCAGCUCCUGCCUCUUUCCUAAUGAGUCUCACAGUCCCAUUUCUCUGACUUCUCAUUUUUUGCCUCACCCAUGUUUUAAUUGCAUGGAUUCCUUGGUGAAGUUGCUCCAUUGCUGUUCCCCAGCCAAAGAGCUGCCUCUCUGCUCACUCUGGUUUUUGGUUCCUGCUGUCUCUCCUUGAUGAAUUUAUCCUCAACUUGAUGAGUUUAUCCCCAACACUGAUGAGUUUAUCCCCCUCUCAGGGCCCUGCACUCCUUGACCAGGGAAGGAUGGGAAGCAGGGGUGGUCUGGGAAAAGCUGUGUCUCCAGCAGGACAGAGCAGAGGUGUAGCCAGGCUCCCUCCCGUGUGCUGAGCUCGUCGUGCUGGGGAUGAGCAGCUCAAUCUCCCUGGGAAAACGAGGAAAAUCAACCAAAGCUUGGAGACCCUUCAGGAAGAGCUAUCACACCUUGUCCUUGUGAAAACAAGAGCUUUCAUUUUCCUGCACUUGCUAUCAGCUCUUCCUUUUGCUUCCCUUUCCCCUCUCCAGCUCCCUUCUGAUACCCAACAUCGUGUUCCUUUUGGCUUUAGCGCCCUUAUCAUUAAUUUAUGAUUCCUCAGCCAGUCCAUGACAUUUGUCCUUCCCAAGGAAGUCACUCUGCUUUGUCCUCACACCGAGGACAGCAAUCCGUGGUUACCCAGCUCAGCCUGGAUCUCACAAGAAAUGGGAUUCCGACUGCUCAGUGCCCACCAAGCUGCCACCAGCAGGUUCACUGAAACACAAGCUGGGCCAGUGCUUGGGACUGAGCUGUUUCCAGAAAGGAAAAGUAUUUUUCAGUCUCUCUGAGCCCCUUGGACCAAAUGAGUGGGUUUUUACUGGAUUAAUUCACCAUUCUGCCCCUCUAGAUUCACAGGCAAAGCAGCUGCUCACCUCACCCUGAAGGCAGCAGGAUUUCCUCUCCUGUCUUUCCCUAGGAAUUGUAGAACAAUUCAUACCCAGUACUAAUCCAAACCACGAGCAAAGCCCUCAUCUCUGCCACUCACAACCCUAAAUUACUGUCACAUACUGGCUUUUCUUAAACCUCGACAAAGAACCUGUGCCAUAAGGAGGAGAGCACACACACACACAUUUUUUUAUAUAUAUAUAUAUAUAUAUAUUUAUCCCACACACUGUGUCCCCACAGGUGUGCCCCAAGCAGGAGUUAGGUACGAAGUUGAUUGACUUUACUCAGGCAAGGCAGGAGCAGGAGGUUACACACCUGCAGCAGUCUCGGGGGUGGCUGGAAAUUCCUGAGGCUCUCCCUGAGCUUCGCCUCCCUCCAGGUCAUCACUGCAGCCCUGUCCCUGCAUUCAGGAGUUUGCAGAGGCAAAUGUUCAACCAGAAAAGGCUGAGCAGAAACAACCAGCCCUGGGGGAGAGGGUAACUGAGAACCUCAACAGGAGCCUCCCCCUCCCAGGCUCCAGAUCUCAUCUCCAGCUUCAAAAGAGGCUUGUCUUGGGGCAGAACCGUGAGACAGCAACCACAUCCCAGAGUGUUCCCUGCGGGAUCCCAGGGCACUGUCCUUUCCCAGCCUGUGUCCCACAGGAGCUCUGGUACCCUCUGCAGGCUCCGGGUGAACUCUGGCCACGUGCAGGAGUCUGGGGAGGACACAGGUCACGUUACAAGAGCACGUUAAUUAAUCAAUCAGUGUUAAUGCCAACAGCCCCCACUUGCAGAGGGCCACACAGAGGGCAAUUCCCAGAGCCAGGGGCAGGAGGAGCCCAGCAGAUCUUUAUGUGCUUCCCCAGUUUUGCCAGGAUUGGGUUUGGUACAACCAAAGCCUGGAGCAGGCAGGGAACCCAAAGCUGUGCCAGCUCCCUCUGCCCACCGAGGGCUCAGGAGGCGACGCUGGGGGAGGGUCACAGGUGACACAGGGACCAGGGCAGGAGCUUUUGGGUCAGCACCGAUGGGAGGAACCACCCAGGCCAGCACAGCCCCUCUGCGCAGGGCUGGACACACAGGUGCCCCACUUUUCAGCACGCCCAGCAGAGCUGGACUGCGCCCUCUCCCCUGAAUGCACCCCUUCCACGUCUGCUGGCUGCCUGGAGCAUGAAUCCCAGCAGCUCCGAAGGGCAGCUGGACCAUGAGUGACACGGGUCCAAGCAGCAGUGGGACAUCACACCCCCUUCCAGACAAACGCUUCUGGAUGUGGGACAAACAACAAACCCCAAGUAACCCUGCAAGGAAGGAAAGAGAAACAAGGAGGACACAACCACACACACGCUUCUUCCUGGGAUUUUUUUUGUUUUUAUUGUUUUAGUCUUUUUUUUUUCUUUUUUUUUUUUUCCAUUUUUUAGUAUGGAGGCUCAAAUAUCAGAUGUAGAUUCAAUUUAAGCUUUACAAAAAAAACAAAAAAUCAAAACAAAAACCCCUUUUGCAUUCCAUAAAAA
Messenger RNA from Corvus hawaiiensis (hawaiian crow), 4317 nucleotides. RefSeq names its product solute carrier family 66 member 1 (gene SLC66A1). Bases 436 to 1350 code for a protein of 304 amino acids. The transcript has 8 exons. The record is from RefSeq and is a predicted model, not a curated record. NCBI's taxonomy places the organism in Eukaryota, Metazoa, Chordata, Aves, Passeriformes, Corvidae.